AUGACACCACUUAAUCUAGCAAAUCUGAAUCUUAUUCUCUCAUCACCUCAUGCCGGUAGUGAAAUACCAAAUGGCAUACCCGACCGUACCCCUGGUGGAUGCCGACAUAAUUCUACAAACGCAUGCACAUUUCACUACAACGAUACAUGCGCCGAUGACGUUCGCUGUCCUGUCACAACCGUGCAGGAUUUCGCAAGUUAUGAUCCACUUGCUGAACUACUCGCCAAAGAAUUGUAUGAAACCUAUAACGUUUUACCAUUUGUAGUUGUGGGUAAUUGGAAUCGUAAAAAGAUCGAUUUCAAUCGUGAAAUCGUAGAAGCAACAUUUCAGCAUCCAAAUGCAAUCAAAGCAUAUCAUGGAUAUCACGGCUAUAUCGAACGAGCAGUCAAGAAGAUCAAUAAAAAUUUCAAUGGAAAAGGUUUGCUCAUUGAUCUUCAUCAACAUGCACAAGGGAGAUACACAAUGGUUGGAAUGCGUCUAUCAGGAGUUCAGUUGAACACGAAUAAUUUAUCUUGUACUUCAAUAGAACGUCUGAUAGAACUUUCGUGUCCCGACAAUCGAAGUGAAUGUAUUUUCGGCUCGAAGGCAUUGGGUACUUUCCUUGAAUCAAACGGCUUGGGGACCGCCUAUCCUUCAUUGAACAAUCCAAAACCUGAGAAUAAAACAUUCUAUCGAGGUGGUUAUAUCACCAAUCGUUAUUCGUCGAAGAUCAAUGUUAUCCAGACUGAACUCUCCUUUGUCGUACGCAAUGAAUUCGAACCGAAAAUUGAAUCAUUUGUUACAAAAGAAUGA
Molecule: messenger RNA, 792 nt
Organism: Adineta ricciae
Lineage: Eukaryota; Metazoa; Rotifera; Eurotatoria; Adinetida; Adinetidae
Source: the annotation of a GenBank genome assembly